Messenger RNA from Gastrolobium bilobum, 882 nucleotides. Its product is annotated as tobamovirus multiplication protein 1-like. The record is from RefSeq and is a predicted model, not a curated record. The transcript is spliced from 11 exons. The coding region runs from base 1 to 882 and encodes 293 amino acids. Lineage: Eukaryota; Viridiplantae; Streptophyta; Magnoliopsida; Fabales; Fabaceae.
AUGGAGUUUGCACUCAGGACAAAGAGAUUUGGGUUUGGAGAAGGAGGGGUUGAGGUUGGGGCUGCAAAUCAUUGGUGGGACGAGAUUGAUGAAUCAGAUCAAUGGCAGAGAGGCAUUUACUAUGCCCUAUGUGCUGCUUAUGCCUUGGUUUCCUUUGUUGCCCUGGUGCAAUUGGUGCGCAUUCAAAUGAGGGUACCUGAAUAUGGGUGGACAACGCAGAAGGUUUUCCACUUGAUGAAUUUUCUUGUCAAUGGAUUGAGGGCUGUCCUUUUCGGUUUAUACCAUAGUGUUUUCACAAUUAAACCAAAGGCACUGGAGCAAGUGCUAAUGGAGGUUCCUAGUCUUCUGUUUUUCUCUACGUAUGCAUUACUUGUCUUGUUCUGGGCUGAGAUAUAUCACCAGGCAAGAAGUGAGCCCAUACAGAAACUUAGGCCUGCAUAUUUUAUUGCCAAUGGAUUUAUUUACUUCAUACAGGUCUGCCUCUGGAUUUACAUGAGUGUAAGCAGAACAACCACUGGCAUGGAAGCUGCUAAACUCUUCCUUGCAGUUAUAUCAUUCUGUGCUGCUCUUGGAUUUUUGCUGUAUGGUGGAAGGUUGUUUUUCCUGUUGAGGCGCUUCCCCAUUGAAUCCAGAGGUCGUCAAAAGAAGCUUUAUGAGGUUGGCUCAGUUACAAGUAUUUGUUGCACUUGUUUCCUGAUAAGAUGUGCUUUGCUUGCAAUUUCUGCAUUUGAUGAGGAGGCAGAUCUUGAUGUCUUGGACCAUCCCAUUCUUAACCUAGUAUAUUUUUUGUUGGUAGAGAUUGUUCCAUCCGCGUUGGUGCUUUUCAUUCUGCGAAAGCUGCCCCCAAGACGAGUUUCUGAUCAGUAUCACCCCAUUAGAUGA